Molecule: messenger RNA, 1952 nt
Organism: Punica granatum (pomegranate)
Lineage: Eukaryota; Viridiplantae; Streptophyta; Magnoliopsida; Myrtales; Lythraceae
Source: RefSeq, a predicted model, not a curated record
CAUAUAUAUAUAUAACUCGUUGACACAUACACAGAGAGACAACCAAGCACAAAUUUAUACUUGCCACGCGGGCGCGCCUAGCUAGGAGUAUAUAUAAUGAUUGCGACGCUGGAGAGUCCCCUGCUGCUCGGCCAGCAGGGGGACGGUGGCGCCGGGGUGCAGGAGGCUGGGCUGGGGAGCAAGCUGAGGCCGGCAAUCAGAGGAUUUGUGACGGAGCUUGGGAGCGAGUCGAAGAGGCUGUGGCGCAUCGCCGGGCCCGCCAUAUUCACGGCAAUAUGCCAGUACUCGCUCGGGGCUCUCACGCAGACCUUCGCUGGCCAGGUCGGGGAGCUUGCGCUCGCCGCCGUCUCCAUUGAGAAUUCAGUCAUCGCUGGGCUGGCCUUCGGUGUCAUGUUGGGGAUGGGGAGUGCACUAGAGACAUUGUGCGGACAAGCGUUCGGAGCGGGCCAGAUCAGGAUGCUCGGGAUAUAUAUGCAGAGAUCAUGGGUCAUCUUGGUGACAACCGCCUGCAUUUUGCUUCCAAUCUAUAUCUGGUCUCCUCCCAUUCUUGAACUCUUCGGAGAGACAACUGAGAUCUCCGAAGCUGCCGGUACGUUCGCGCUAUGGAUGAUCCCACAGCUAUUCGCGUAUGCAUUGAAUUUCCCGAUACAGAAGUUCCUCCAGGCCCAAAGGAAACUCAUGGUCAUGGCCUGGGUCUCAUUCGUAGUGCUCAUCAUACACGCAGUCUUGAGCUGGGCCCUGAUGCUCAAGCUCGGGUGGGGCCUAGUUGGGGCUGCCAUCAUGCUCAAUACGUCGUGGUGGCUCAUCGUCCUGGGGCAACUCCUCUACAUCUUCAUCACUACAUCUGAUGGAGCCUGGAGUGGGUUCUCGUGGCUUGCCUUUGCAGAUCUUUGGGCAUUCGUCAAGCUCUCUCUUGCUUCCGCCGUGAUGUUGUGCUUGGAGUUUUGGUACUUGAUGGUCUUGAUCGUCAUAACAGGACAUCUACCAAAUCCUCUAAUACCAGUAGAUGCCAUCUCCAUUUGCAUGAACAUAAACGGAUGGGACGCGAUGAUUGCCAUAGGGUUCAAUGCCGCAAUCAGCGUUCGAGUAUCGAAUGAGCUCGGAGCAGGCAAUGCUGGGGCUGCAAAAUUUGCAGUCCUCGUGGUCUCAGUCACCUCCGUGGCCAUAGGAGUGGCAGUCAUGAUCCUGGUGUUUGCAACGCGGGAUUAUUUCCCUUACCUCUUCACCAGCAGCUCUGCUGUUGCUGCAGAAACUACCAAGCUCGCAAUUCUGCUGGGAUUCACCGUCCUCCUAAAUAGUCUCCAGCCUGUCCUUUCUGGUGUUGCGGUUGGAGCGGGAUGGCAGUGGCUUGUUGCAUAUAUCAACAUUGGGUGUUACUAUGUUGUCGGGCUGCCCGCUGGCAUACUCCUUGGAUUUACUGCUGGCUUCGGAGUUAUGGGCAUAUGGUCAGGGAUGAUAGGAGGCAUCUGUUUGCAGACCUUAAUCCUGAUUAUUGUCACUUCCAUGACAAACUGGAACAAAGAGGCUGAGCAAGCAGAGAGCCGUGUUAAGAGAUGGGGAGGAGCGAUUGCGCAACAGCAGCAAUGAUCUGUUCCUGAAGUAACCGGAUAAUUGUUAACCAAAUAACAUGCCAUAUAAUUCAUCGGUCGAUCAUCCUAACGGUGAUGUAAGUGGUCAAUAUUCACUCAAGUCCAGCACAGCAACUUCCACCAGGAUGGCUUGGUCGAGCGAGAUGGUUGAAAGAGUGAGCGAUACGACUAGUUCCAUUUUGUUGUAACUUUUACGCAUUUCAAUUUUGUCAUAUGAUUCGAGUAUGCAGUGGAUCAAUUAAUGUCAGAGUAUUGAUGGUGCUCACGCAGCGAGCACAAUCGGGAUGUUCAGUUACAGCAACUGUUGGGUUAACUGAGAACUCGAUUUUUCCACCAAAGAUUAUUGAGAGAGAGUUGAUCUAA